AUGGACAGCUGCCGCUGGUGCUUGCCGGCGCGUGGGACGAGGGCGCCGGUGCCGAAGGAGGGGGGCGGGUACCGCGGCAACCACUACAUGCUCUUCGUUGUGGACGCAGUCACGGGAUGGAUGGCCUGCUACGCCAUGCGGCGUAGGUCGGAGGCGCUGAGGGUCGUCAAGCGCAUGGUCGUGGAUGCCGCCCACAAGGCUGGUACCGCGAUCAAGUGCAUCCGCUGCGACUGCGAUGCCCUCUGGACCAGCGGCGACUUCAAGGAGUUCUGUGCCAGCAUGGGGAUCGCGCUCGAGUACUCCCCUCCCGGAGUGCAGCAGUACAACGGCGUCGUCGAGAGCGCCAUCCAGAGGUGCCUCAAGGUGGCCAAGGCAUCCCGCCGGGCCGCCCAGGAGCUGCUUGGCCCCGCAGGAUUUUCUCGUGUCCGCGGGCUGAGUGUUCGUGGCGAUGAGCUCUGGGCGGAGUCCGCAAAAGACGCCGCGCAGAGGCUGAACCAGUCAGCAUCUCCUUCCAACCCCGGAGGUGCGUCGCCGCAGGAACUCUACACCGGCAAAGGAGGCCCUUUCCGCUUGAUCCCGUUCUUCCAGUACGGUUUCAUGUGGGAGCGGCCCGCGACGAAAAUGGACGACAGGGCCGUGCCGUGUUUAUUCCUCAACGCCGGGGACAACCACGCCGACGUCACGGUUAACGUGCUCAAAGAGAGGACCGCCCACGUGUGCUACACAUUCGAUGUGGCGUGGGCGACGCUCCCGCCGUCGGGGGGGGGGGGGGGGGGGGGGAGAGCUA
Messenger RNA from Ectocarpus sp. CCAP 1310/34, 787 nucleotides. The record is from the annotation of a GenBank genome assembly. Lineage: Eukaryota; Phaeophyceae; Ectocarpales; Ectocarpaceae.